GCAGCUAGACACACCUACGCAUGUUUGCUAAUGGUGGGAUAUGAUAUUUGUCUACAUGUGUUAAAUCAGCUGACUGUGAUUGUUCUCAGUGUGAAAUCCCUUUAACAAGCAUGCAAUUCAGAGACAGUGACAAACACCACUGUCACAAAAGUUCAAGAGAACAUAUUUGUGGACGUAAAUAAAGCAUGGUGUUAGUUCGGGCAGGCCAAAGCCAAGCGAAGCUACAAUCCCGGCAAAUCAGCUGAUCUCAGUGCCAGUCCCCAUCAGCUCAUGGCUCAGCUGAUUCUGGCUCUCUCUUGCAAAUUAUUGCAGAUGAAAAUAGCAGUUUUCCUACCGUUGUCCUGGCUAAAUGUCAGGCGAAUACAGGCUAUUAUGCUUUUACAACAUCUGCUAUCUAUGCCACAAAUUAAAACCUAUAAUUUUUUAAAGAUUCAAAUCAGGUUCAUUAUUUAUAUCUAUUAUUAUAUAUUAUAUCUAUUAUUGCUCUCAGAGAACACAAACAUGCUGAUGUCAUUGUGUAAACUCAGUCGCAUGCCUAUUUUGCUGUGACGGUUCCUCCAGGCGUGGAGUACUGUAAUCCUUCUUUUUCCAAUGUCUGCUUGCCAUUAAAAAAAGGGAUUACGUCUGGAGGCAAGCAGAAUAAGAGCCUGAGAUACAAUGAAUGCUCAUCUGUGCCGCUAAAUCUUGGCUUUAUAUUUUGUCUCGAAAUUUUACAGGAAAGUGAAGGAUGCGUUCUACAAGACAUCCAGUAAAAGGAAAUGUCUAUUCAUUUGAGUGUGCACUUUACCUUGGCUCCUGUUACCUUGACUGGCACUUGGAAAUUUCCGUAUAUGACAGCACGAAGCGGUUUUCGAGGACCUGAUCUCACUUUUCUUCCAUGCUUGUCAUUGUUUUGAGCUUCCUUUUGCAGAUAAAACGUUUUGUUGUUAAAAAUGAAUUGUGAUGUAAAUUGAAUCAUGGUCUACUACAGUGGGACCCCAUUUAACCCAUUCUCAGACCGAAUGCAUCCUAACCAGGAAGAAUUGUCUUCAAACUGUGAACCAAAGUGAAAAACAAAAAUAUGAGAACGUAGCUAAACUACAGAUCUUGUAGAUGAUCAUCUUCCUCAGGUGCUGUUACACUGACUCAUGUGGUGUGAGGUAUGAUGUUGUCAGACACUCUCUCUGCACUACUCUCACACUAAAGCUGAAGAUCUUUCUUUCUUUUUCCUUCAGCAUGACAAAAAGAAAGAAUACAUUCUGUAUGGAGGGAGAUUAGCAUGGUGAGGAAGUAGCUGAUGGCUCCUGGUCAGGAUAGUAACCUCAAAGCAAGCCAUCAUUACUGAGUCCUCUGAAUGGGAGUUUGUCCACGGUGAGAGAGGAACGAUUGAACUGAAUUAUGCUCUCAGAGGAAUCAUAUGUGAGAGAAAUUAUGGAAGAAAUAUAACUCAAGACAGAAGGCAUCAAUUACCUUCUUGAUGUGUGGCUGAUUUCUUGUAAUUAUCAAACAGCAGCCUCCAAUUUUGCUGUGAGCUAGAGUGGCCUAAUGGCGAGAUACUCAUCAUCAGUCACACACAUCAGGCAGUGAACGUAUGAAACAUAUAAUUUCUUAUAAUUGCAGUUUACGGCAAAUCCAUGCCUUUUGUGUAGAAACAUUUGUCUCCUUUCUCAGAUCGCAAAGCACAUGUUGAUAAAAUCUGUUUUGUCAGCACCGUGUCGGCGCUAAUCCUGCUUUUAUCCAUUUUUGUUUUUUAAUUGUUAGAUAGGUGCUCUCGUAAGAAGCUCUUUACGUGGUUAGGAAAAGCGUUUAAGGUUAUAGGCGUCAGAGGACAGCUCACGAGCAAACGUGUUAAGGCAGCAGCGGCGGGAAAACUGUGUUUGCUCAAGUGAUGCGUUUAAGUGCAAAUCGGAGGUACUUCUGGUUUGUUGAGUAUUUCCAUUUCUGCUGCUUUACAGUCAAAAGCCACUCACAAGCUUAUAUAACGUGUGUGAUGUGAGUAUUUUGAAAUUCAGAUCCAAAAUGCUGAAUGUUAUAAACAAAUAACCCCUUCUUGAUCAUCUGUAAAUAUAAUAUUAUUCUGACAUACAUGCACACCAGCCACUUCAUUAGGUAAACCUUGCCAUUCUUUUUGACUUCUGAACUCCCUUAAACCGUGGAGGCACAGAUUCAACGGUGUGCUGCACAUCCGUGAAGUGAAUCUCCCAUUAAACCACAUCCCAAAGCUGCUCUGGUGGAUUGAGAUUCGGUGACUGUCUAGGUCGUUUGAGAACAGUGAACUCCUUGUUUUAGUUUUGUGACAUGUUCUCUUAUCCUGCUUGGAGCAGCCAUCAAAACAUGGGCACACUGUGGUCAGCAACAAUGCUCAGACAGGCUGUUGUGUUUAAACCAUGCUGGAGCUAAGGAGACCAGAGUAUGCCAAGGAACAAGUGGUUAUCUGAGUUUUUCUUGCUUUCCUAUCAGCUGAAAGCAGUCGGACCCAUUCUGCUCUGAACUCUGAGGUUAACGAGGCAUUUUCAUCCAGAGAACCACCGCUCACUUGGCAUUUUCUCUUUUUUCAUACCAUUCUCUGUAAACCCCAGAGAUGGUUGUGUGGGAAAAUCCCAGCAGAUCAGCAUUUUCUGAAAUACCCAGAUCAGCCUGUCUGGCACCAACAACCAUUACCUUUCUUUCUCCGUCUGAUGCUCAGUUUGAACUUAAGCAGGCCAUUUUGACCACAAAUACAUGCCUAAGUGCAUGUGGUUGCUGCCAUCUCGUUGGCCGAUUAGAUAUUUGCUAUAACAAGACAAAACGUUCUCACUCCCAAAGCGUAACAUAUUACCCUAUGUGACAAAUAGCCGGGAAGUUACGCUUUCGGCCACCCAACACAUUCCUAUGUUACGCAUUCGGAAACAGGAGGAAUCAUGAGAACCAUUUGGACUGAAUCUACACAUGUACAUUUAUUUAGUUUCUCCUCAUGAAUUGCUUUGCAAAACACUAUCUAACACGAUUAAGGUUGUGGUAAAGGUUAGGGUUAGGGUUAGGACUGGAAUACACUGCUGGAGCGUGUGUUACUGCCGGGAGCGUCAUUCUAUUGGAUUCCAUCCACAAUCAGGCGCAUAUCAUAGGGACACGGCAGGUUACCUUUCGCCCCUGGGACGCCUCGGGAUGUGACAAAUCGUCGGCAUGUUACGCGUCGGGAAUGAGAAUGCUCUGAACAAGAAGUUGAACAGGUAUACCUAACAAAGUGGCCCAUGAUCAAUUUAUAAGUUAGCAUACUAAGUAGUUAUGUAUUUGGUGGUUUAACUCUAAUUUAUCCACACCAUUGUACAGCAGUAGACUGGCUUAGGGAGUGUAUGCUAAAACAGAGACUGUAUAGUUUGUGCCUGGAAUUUCUUCCUUACAGGUGAUCUAAUGUUUGUAUUUGUACAAUACUUUAUUCAGGUACUUCCUUUUGUGACAUUAAUAAUGUGUAUGGAUGCUGAUAGUCAACAGUCUUCAAAGAGAGCAACACCAAACUUGGCAAUACCUUGGAUGACUUACAGUGUGUGUGUGUGUAUGUACUUGUUUAGGCAUCUUUGAGAGGACAGAAAAUUGGCAUGUCACUAUACUUGUGAGGACCAAGAGUCUCUUAAGGACAAAAUGCCUGUCCAUACAAGUUUUAAGGCAUUUUUGAGGCUCAAAAUAAGGUUUUAGUGUCAGAUUUACAAUUGUGUUAUUGUUAGGUUUAGGCUAUGGGUUAGGGUUAGGCAUUCAUUUUUGAUGGUUAGGGUAAGGCUAAGUGUGUGUGUGUGUGUGUGUGUGUGUGUGUGUGUGUGUGUGUGUGUGUGUGUGUGUGUGUGUGUGUGUCAGACACAUAAACAAGGGCAUGACCUGUUUUGCUUUGACAAACAAUUCAGUUUGCUGCCUUACUUGAUUUUCCUGUUUAAGCUUUAGUGGCCAUGUUUGAAGGCAAAACAGACAUUAUAAAUGUGUGGGAGAGGGAAGAGCUCUUCUAAAAUGUAGAAGGAAGGGUAAGAAUAAGAGGAAGGCAGGGACACUUAAAGACUCAAAUGUUUUGGCUGCCCUUCUCAAGUCUGCAGAGUUCUUCGACAUGCUGGAAAAGAUGCAGGUCCCUAAAGCUGAAGAGACCAAAAAAUGGAAGGAUGACUAUAUCCCCUACCCACGGAUAGAAGAUGUCCUAGAGAAAGGUGGUCCAUACCCCCAGGUAAUCCUGCCCCAGUUCGGGGGUUAUUGGAUUGAAGAUGUGGAGGCACCGGCAGGAACUCCAUCUUCCUCAGAAUCUAGUUUCUGUGAGGAGGAAGAUGGAGGAGAGGGCAUGAGCCCCGGUGGGGGGCACAGCUACCGUCUGGAGUGCAACAGCACAGCCCGUGCCUACCGCAAACACUUCCUGGGCAAGGAGCACAUGAACUACUAUUGCACCGGCAGCAGCAUAGGCAACCUCAUCAUGUCCCUGAAACACGAAGAGGCUGAGGGACAGGAGUUCCUGCGCAUCAUGCUCAGGUCGAGGACCAAAACAGUUCACGAUAGGAUCUCUUUAGCAGGGAUCAACCAGCUGCCCAGCGUACCACAGAUUGCCAAGGUCUUUUGUGAUGAUGCCACAGGGCUGAAGUUCAACCCCGUCCUGUACCCACGGGGAUCCCAGUUAAUAGUGGCUUACGAUGAACAUGAGGUGAACAACACGUUCAAAUUCGGAGUCAUCUACCAGAAGUUUGGACAGACAUCAGAAGAGGAGCUAUUUGGAAACAAUGAGGAGACGCCAGCUUUCAAGGAGUUUCUCAGUAUCUUAGGAGACACGGUUGAACUUCAAGAUUUUAAAGGGUUCCGUGGUGGGCUGGACGUGUCCCAUGGACAGACGGGGUCUGAAUCUGUCUACACCGUCUUCAGACAGAGGGAGAUUAUGUUCCACGUGUCAACUAAGCUUCCCUUCACCGAGGGUGAUGUUCAGCAGCUCCAAAGAAAAAGGCACAUAGGAAACGACAUUGUCGCCGCAGUCUUCCAAGAAGAGCCCACACCGUUUGUUCCGGACAUGAUCGCCUCCAACUUCCUGCACGCCUACGUCCUGGUGCAGGCAGAGAACCCCUGCACAGAGCACACGACAUACAAGGUGUCUGUUACGGCGAGGGAAGAUGUACCUUCAUUUGGACCUCCCCUUCCAAACCCAGCCAUCUUCAAGAAGGGCCCAGAGUUUCGAGACUUCCUGCUGACAAAGCUGAUCAAUGCUGAAAACGCCUGCUACAAAUCUGACAAAUUCGCCAAACUGGAGGGGCGAACACGAGCCGCGCUGCUGGACAAUCUCCACGACGAGCUGCACAGACAGAGUCAAAGCGCGCUUGGUCUGGGCCAGGUCGGAGAGGAGGACAAGCUUGAGAACGGGGGACACGGAGGCCUGCUGGAAUCCUUCAAGAGAGCCAUGCGGGUCAGAAGCCACUCCAUGGAGACUAUGGUAGGGUCUCACCGUCACAGAAGCCCCGGUGUAGGAGGUGGUGUUCCAGCCAGCCUCAGUGGUGGAGGUCUGCCGCAGAGCACCAGCGAAUGCACAAAGAGCACCUUCACUCCUCCUGUACUGUCAGCCAAGUCUCCCCUGAAGAGCCCUGUGAAACGGCGCUCGGGUCUCUUCCCCCGUCUCCACUCCAGCACAGAAACUUCUUCAGACAAACACACGCGUGGCGACCAAAAGUUUGCAGAGAGCUGCCUGCUGUCCCAGGACGUGAAAUCAGAGACGUCAUCCAAUCCGAGCUCACCUGAGAUCUGUCCCAACAAAGAAAGGCCAUUUGUCAAGCUGAAGGAGUGCGGCGGCGGCAGGCAGAACAUUUCUCGUUCUUCUUCCAGCACCAGCAGCUUCAGCAGCACCACGGGAGAAACAGAAGCUCUGGAAGAACUGGAGAUGGCCAGCCAUCCACCCAUAGCUUCUUCCUCUGCCUUCAGCCCCGCACUCAACAUAGAAAGCCAAGGGUCCUGCACCCCUGUCAUCAUGUGCCGCAGUCCAACAGAUGGAAAAACUAAGACUUCACCGAGGUCAAACUUGAAGUUCCGCUUUGACAAAAUGAGCCACUCAUCCACGACUUCUGAGUAGCUUUGAGUGGAACGGAAAAACCCCAACCUUGCACAAUGAAGGGACAGCGCCUGCUGACAGAGCUG
Messenger RNA from Haplochromis burtoni (Burton's mouthbrooder), 6096 nucleotides. RefSeq names its product RAP1 GTPase activating protein 2a (gene rap1gap2a). The record is from RefSeq and is a predicted model, not a curated record. Lineage: Eukaryota; Metazoa; Chordata; Actinopteri; Cichliformes; Cichlidae. Gene Ontology annotation, molecular function: GTPase activator activity. Gene Ontology annotation, biological process: activation of GTPase activity; regulation of small GTPase mediated signal transduction. Bases 4049 to 6031 code for a protein of 660 amino acids. Gene Ontology annotation, cellular component: cytoplasm; plasma membrane. The transcript is spliced from 22 exons.